GGGGUCCCGCCCGCCAUGAGCGGGACGGUGCUGGCCGGGACCCCCAUCGCCGUGGACUUCUGGAGCCUGCGCAGGGCGGCCGGCGCCCGCCUCUUUUUCCUGUCCCACAUGCACGCGGACCACACGGUGGGGCUGUCCAGCACCUGGAGCCGCCCGCUGUACUGCUCCCCGAUCACCGCCCGCCUCCUGCACAGCCGCCUACGGGUGCCAACAUGCUGGAUCCGGCCGCUGGAGGUGGGGCAGAGCCACGUGCUGGACGAGGUGACAGUGACGCUGCUCGACUCCAACCACUGCCCCGGCUCUGUCAUGUUCCUCUUCGAGGGCACCUUUGGCACCAUCCUCUACACAGGUACAGGGCAGGGUCCCACCGUCACAGAAUCCCAGGAUGGAAGGGACCACAGUGGGUCAUCUGGUUGUCCCACACCACGUGGCGCAGAACUGUGACCAGACAGCUCUGAGAUAUCUCUACUG
This is a messenger RNA of Lepidothrix coronata (blue-crowned manakin), 471 nucleotides long. It is a transcript of the gene DCLRE1B, whose product is annotated as DNA cross-link repair 1B. Lineage: Eukaryota; Metazoa; Chordata; Aves; Passeriformes; Pipridae. The record is from RefSeq and is a predicted model, not a curated record. The transcript has 2 exons. Gene Ontology annotation, molecular function: damaged DNA binding; 5'-3' DNA exonuclease activity. Gene Ontology annotation, biological process: interstrand cross-link repair; double-strand break repair via nonhomologous end joining; protection from non-homologous end joining at telomere. The coding region runs from base 16 to 444 and encodes 142 amino acids.